AUGUCAUCUUCAUUCCCUUCUCCAACUCCUCCGGCCACCGGAGGCGUACCUAUCUCCGUAAGAGGAAGAACAUCGCGUGGGCCGAGCAGUGUUUCACGAGAUAGCUCAGCAAAAACGAUGGUGACAGAUCAAAUCUCGCAAGCGGUUCUCUCUACCUCAAAUCUCCUUCACAUCAUGCUUCAAUCGUCUCCAUCUCAGGACAAACUUGUAAAGCUUCCUAAAAAUCUUUUGGCUAAAGCGUCUACAAUAAAGAACACUCAACAGGUGUUGGAGCAGAUGCCUUUGGUGAUUUCAUCCUUAGAUGCACACAUGGAUCAUGGGUUACAGAGAAUUGAAAGAUGGAGAGAAAACAAACAGGAAAUUUUCUCUCCUUCAACUAUACCAACAAAUUUGAGUUUAAUUUUGUCAACCCAUUUUGAAGAGAUGACAAUUUUGUUAGGAGGAUAG
This is a messenger RNA of Lactuca virosa, 447 nucleotides long. The record is from the annotation of a GenBank genome assembly. NCBI's taxonomy places the organism in Eukaryota, Viridiplantae, Streptophyta, Magnoliopsida, Asterales, Asteraceae.